CGAUCAAUAUUUGGAUUCAUCCGCCUACUACUAACCUGUGAGUAACUAUUUUUCGAGCAAUGAAGUUUUUUCAACGAGUUUCAUUACAAAAUCAUUUUUAACCCUGAGAAAAACACCAAGAUUACAUCCCUGAAAGCAUCAUAUUACUACACAAAACAUGUUUGACUACUGAAUACAAUCUGCUGCAAACAUUGUUAGAAUAAAAUACGAGUUUAGAAGAAGCACUUGAAUGCAACAUGAGAGGCGCGUGUUAGCGCAAAGAACAGCGUAAAUUGAUUAAGUUUGAGCGCACAAGAUGAGAAAUGUGGAUGGAGACGAGAAACAAGAGUUACAGUUCGUCAUGAACAGUUUAAGUUUAAAGAUGGUUGACCCAGAUCUGAAUGAUCAGCUUUUACACACUGUUCAAGUGAGAAAUGUUUCUGCUGCAGCCACAACUUCUGGCACUGAGGACUCUUUAACAAGUAGUGGAAUCAUUCCUGGUGCAAUUGCAGCCACAGUGUUCAUUGCUUUUUUGCUUGCUCUCUACGCUGUUCUUUGGAAAUGCAUGAUGUCACCACCACAACGAAAACGCAGCAAAUUGAGGGUAAGAGUACAACAGAAGACACCUGUGUGAAGCAGGUGGAAAUAUUUUUUUCCAUCUUUUUAACAUCUUAAAGGUGUGAACAAAAUCCGAGGGCAAAUUUUGCUCUCUAAAGAACAAGUUUAAAUAGAUCAAAGCACCAAAAAACGGACUCAACUAAAUGGACACACUGCUCGUCUCGCUCAGCUUUGCUGUCUGCUGGUGGUCUCUGUUGACUCAAAGCUCUGUGAUGAUAGAAAAACUGUUUUGGCAGGUCAGAUUGUGCUGCCUUUUUUUUUCUGUUUUUGUGAAUUCUGCACUACUGACGGGGAGGUGGCUUUGGCCAAAGUUCACUCCAGUGAUCAAUAAGCUCUAGGCUAUGUCUUAGAGAUUGUAGUUUGUUUUUGUUUUUUGGGUGAAGUUUUAGAUCUGCACCAUUACAAAGUAGAGAACUGUAUUCUGUAUGCAAUGACACAACUGCUAUUUACAACAGUUUAAUUUUCCCUCAGUUCUUGAAAUCCUUAUGAAAUUAACUGUUUGUUUUUUUUUACACAUUAUUUCUUUAAUAUGACACUUGUGCAAAUGCAUCUACCAAAAGUGACAGGAAGGAAGUUUUGUAGGCCUUUUUUAUCUUUGUAAUGGAGGAGUAAGUCAACCUCACUAGCUUGCAGGAAACAUCAAAGUAUGAGGAGGUACUCCUCUGAUAAUUUCUUGGGAACUUUAAAGUUUCCAUGAAAUUUCUUGCAGAGUGUUGUUUGCCUGUGUGCAUUUGAAGACAAAUUUCACAUGCUUGCGCUUUUGUUGCUACAUGUAGAAAAUCUGAUACCAGAAGACAAGGAAUGAACUAACAAGAUUUACUUGUCAUACACACAUCUAUAAUAUACUGUAGGAUGACUAUGUGCCUGUGGUACUUUGUAUAGAACCACAUGUAAGUCGUAGAGUCCCCACUGGAUUAAUACCUUGUACCAAAUAUCCUGUUCGUCCUUUGAAAACAAGCGAGGCAGGCUGAGCCUCAGAGGGGAGGAGGAAAGGGAACAAAUGAAGGCUGCUUUGAUUGGUCAGUCCCACUGCCCCCAUCAGGCACUGCCUUACAUUUAACAUCUAUGCUGCUGGAUUUAAAAUGAGAGAAAUUGUUUAUCAGACAUAACUGAUGUAUCCCUCUGAGUACAGGAUGAGUCUUAAAAAAUUUCUUUCUGAGAGAUAAACUAGUAUACCAUUAUGAAUGCUGUCAUAAUUUUUUUUCAUUCUUGGUACAGAAGCUGGUUUGUAGUUGAUGUGUGUAUUAUGGAUUUUUUUUUUUUUAAAGGAAACAGAAAAUUGAGUUUCAUAGGUAGUGAAGUUUUAAAAAUGCGUGGGGUGCUUACUUCUUAACAUGCUUCUAUUUGAGACAGAAUUAUUUGUAGUUUUUGUAAUUGAAAUUACUUGUUUUGAUGAACUUUUCUCAGGAUGUUUUAAAUACUGUAUGACAAUAAACUGACUUGUGUUUAUCUGAA
This is a messenger RNA of Melanotaenia boesemani (Boeseman's rainbowfish), 2052 nucleotides long. RefSeq lists its product as uncharacterized. The transcript has 5 exons. The record is from RefSeq and is a predicted model, not a curated record. Bases 296 to 613 code for a protein of 105 amino acids. Lineage: Eukaryota; Metazoa; Chordata; Actinopteri; Atheriniformes; Melanotaeniidae.